Messenger RNA from Gorilla gorilla gorilla (western lowland gorilla), 1579 nucleotides. RefSeq names its product DNA replication and sister chromatid cohesion 1 (gene DSCC1). Lineage: Eukaryota; Metazoa; Chordata; Mammalia; Primates; Hominidae. Gene Ontology annotation, cellular component: chromosome, centromeric region; chromatin; Ctf18 RFC-like complex. The transcript has 9 exons. The coding region runs from base 158 to 1339 and encodes 393 amino acids. Gene Ontology annotation, biological process: maintenance of mitotic sister chromatid cohesion; mitotic sister chromatid cohesion. The record is from RefSeq and is a predicted model, not a curated record.
CCGCAGCGCGCUCCGCCCCGGAAACACGCCCAUGGCCGCUUUGGCGCGCUUUCGAAACGCUCAGGUUUCCUAGCUUCCCGCUGCUUGGGAACUUCUUUCUUGCCCGCCAAGCCCGCAGCCACCCGGGCGCGGCGGGACUCCUAGACCCGGCGCUGCGAUGAAGAGGACCCGCGACGAGGUGGAUGCGACGCUGCAGAUCGCCAAGCUGAAUGCGGCCGAGCUGCUGCCGGCGGUGCACUGCCUGGGCUUCGGCCCUGGGGCCAGCGGCGCUGCCGCCGGCGACUUUUGCCUGCUGGAGCUGGAGCCCACGCUGUGCCAGCAGCUGGAGGAUGGACACAGCCUUGUGAUUCGUGGUGAUAAAGACGAGCAAGCCGUGCUGUGCAGUAAAGACAAAACAUACGACUUGAAGAUAGCAGACACUUCCAAUAUGUUGCUUUUCAUUCCUGGUUGUAAAACUCCGGACCAGUUGAAGAAGGAAGAUUCACACUGUAACAUUAUUCACACUGAGAUCUUUGGUUUUUCUAAUAAUUAUUGGGAAUUAAGAAGACGUAGACCCAAGUUAAAGAAGCUAAAGAAACUUUUGAUGGAAAAUCCAUAUGAAGGACCUGACAGUCAAAAAGAGAAGGAUUCAAAUAGCUCAAAAUAUACAACUGAAGAUUUGCUUGAUCAAAUUCAGGCAAGUGAGGAAGAAAUAAUGACCCAAUUACAAGUUCUAAAUGCCUGUAAGAUUGGAGGUUAUUGGAGGAUUCUUGAAUUUGAUUAUGAGAUGAAACUUCUGAAUCAUGUAACUCAGCUUGUGGAUUCUGAAUCAUGGUCUUUUAGUAAAGUUCCUUUGAACACAUGCCUUCAGGAACUUGGACCAUUGGAGCCAGAGGAAAUGAUAGAACACUGUCUUAAAUGUUAUGGGAAGAAAUAUGUAGAUGAAGGCGAAGUUUAUUUUGAGUUGGAUGCUGAUAAAAUAUGUAGAGCAGCAGCACAAAUGCUACUUCAGAAUGCGGUGAAAUUCAAUCUCGCUGAGUUUCAAGAAGUGUGGCAGCAGAGUGUUCCUGAAGGAAUGGUAACUAGUCUUGAUCAGCUUAAGGGUUUAGCGCUGGUGGAUAGACACUCGAGACCAGAAAUCAUAUUUUUGCUGAAAGUAGAUGAUUUACCUGAGGAUAAUCAGGAACGUUUUAAUAGCCUUUUCUCUCUAAGGGAGAAGUGGACAGAAGAAGAUAUUGCUCCAUAUAUUCAAGAUUUGUGUGGAGAGAAGCAAACCAUAGGUGCAUUACUCACUAAAUAUUCUCGUUCUUCGAUGCAAAAUGGUGUUAAAGUUUAUAAUUCAAGAAGACCCAUUUCUUAAAAGAACAACAGUCUUUUCUUCAGGACUCAAGUUGCUCAAUAAAGUUGCUGGAUACAAGAAAAAUAACUUGUACUUUUAUUUCUGACUUUUAGAAACCUAGUCUUCUAAGGCAUUCUUCUCCUCAUCUUAAGCAUUUUGAAACUACUGUUAUUUCUUAAAUGUUAUAGGAGGUAGCUUUAAAAUUAUAUUUGUACUAUGUACACAGUGUAAACAAGGACAAAAGAAUUCUUUCCUAUAUUA